CAGCUGGAGCAAGUAAUUGGUAUAACCGCUACCAAUUGUAGCAGUUUGACUUGUGAUCCAUCUUCUGGUACCAUUGCUUAUUUAGCUGGUUGUGUUAUUGUUCUGUACAAUCCUAAAACAAAUCGUCAAAGUCAUAUUUUUAAUACAGCGAGGAAAUGUCUAAAGUGCGUUGCUUUCUCAGAAGAUGGCAGAUACAUUGUUAGUGGCGAGAGUGGGCAUUUACCGGCUGUUAGGGUAUGGGAUUUAUCUGAUAAUAAUAACCAAGCAGCUGAAUACCUGGGUCAUAAAUUUAGCGUUGCCUGUGUGGCUUUUUCUCCUAACAACAAACUAGUAAUAUCAGUUGGAGAUCAACAUGAUAUGAGUGUUAAUGUCUGGAGUUUAAAGACUGGGCAAAUUGUGGCAUGUAAUAAGAUUUCUGUCCAGGCUCAGUCCUUAUCAUUUGCAGAAGAUGGUAGCUACUUUGUUACUGCUGGUCUACGUCAUGUUAGAUUUUGGUAUUUUGCCAAAAAUUCGAGCAAGGUUGGAGAUAGACAACCAUUAAUUGGUCGAUCGGGAUUAUUAGGAGAAUUGAGGAGCAACAUGUUUUGUGAUGUUGCCUGUGGUAUUGGCGAUAAUGCUAGUUCUACUUAUUGUAUCACAAAGAGUGGUCUACUCUGCUGUUUUAACAGUAAGCGAAUGUUAGAGAAAUGGGUUGAAUUAAAGGCAUCAUCUGCUAGCUCUGUUGUUGUCGAUGAAAAUUAUAUUUAUUGUGGUUGCUCAUCCGGUAUCGUUAGAAUUUUCAACUGUAGUACCUUAGGCUUUGUUACAAGCUUACCUAAACCGCAUCGUUUAGGAAUAGAUCUAGCCAACAGCGUAGAUCCUAGUGCUAUGGUAUAUAAAGCUGACCCCGAUAUUAAAUAUCCAGACGUCGUAGCUAUGGUCUAUGAUUCUAUAAAUAAAUUGGUAACUUGUACAUAUAAUGACCAUAGCCUAUACAUAUGGAAUUUAAGAGAUCUACAAAAGAUUGAUAAAUCUCGAUCAUUUUUAUUUCAUGCUGGUUGUGUUUGGGACGUUAAGGUAAUAGAAAUGAGAGCACAUUUACCUGUAGGAUCAUUUGUUACCUGUUCAUCUGAUGACACGAUCCGAUUUUGGAACCUUGAUUUAGAUGCCUGUCAGGACACUUUACGCUUCAGGAAAAAUAUUUUUAGUGAUGAGUUAUUUCGGGUUUUAUACACAGAUAAGGAAUUUACUAACCUUGUAGAAACAGUGACAGUGGGCUCAAGUAAUACACCUGCUAGUCCUUCUGUUGAGCAUCAAAAAAGUAUUGGAGUUAGAUGUAUGAAUAUUAACAAUAACGGCCAAUAUCUUGCCUCCGGUGAUAGAUCUGGGUUCAUUAGGAUACAUGAUUUACAGUUUAUGGAUGAGUUGGUUAAAGUUGAAGCCCAUGACGCAGAAGUUUUAUGCGUAUCAUUUUUAGAUGUCGAUUCUGGUCACGAUUUAUUAGCCUCUGCAAGUCGAGAUCGGUUGAUUCAUGUUUUUCAUUUCGAUGGUAAAAGCUGUAAUCUAGUACAAACAAUUGAUGAUCAUUCUGGCUCUAUUACUUCUGUUCAUUUUGCUGUCGUAAAAGACAAUUUACACUUAUUGAGUUGUGGCACCGAUAAAUCAAUUCUGUUUCGUACUGCGCAAGAGGAACCGGAAUUUCAAUUUAUUCGGUCAAAUAUAGUUGUUAGCAAGACCACGCUAUAUGAUAUGGAUAUUGAUUGUAGACGAAAAUUCGCAGUUACCGCUUGUCAGGAUCGAAAUGUCAGGAUUUAUAAUAUUAAAACUGGUAAAUUGAAAAAAAGCUAUAAAGGAUCAGUUACUGACGAUGGUACCUUGAUAAAGGUUGCCUUAGAUCCAAGCGGUAGUUACGUUGCCACAAGUAGCUCUGAUAAAUUUGUUAGUAUCCAUGAAUUUUAUUCUGGCGAUUGUAUCGCCCAAAUGAGUGGACAUGCCGAAAUUAUUACUGGCAUUGCUUUUACCAAUGAUGGUGAAAGAUUAAUCACUGUUUCCGGUGAUAGUUGCAUCUUUGUUUGGAAAUUACCCUCUUUUGUAACUCAGGUAAGAUGA
Trichoplax adhaerens is the source of this 2088-nucleotide messenger RNA. RefSeq lists its product as uncharacterized. Gene Ontology annotation, cellular component: mitotic spindle. The transcript is spliced from 25 exons. The record is from RefSeq and is a predicted model, not a curated record. The annotation marks the transcript as partial. Gene Ontology annotation, molecular function: protein binding. Gene Ontology annotation, biological process: mitotic spindle organization; regulation of mitotic cell cycle. NCBI's taxonomy places the organism in Eukaryota, Metazoa, Placozoa, Uniplacotomia, Trichoplacea, Trichoplacidae.